Molecule: messenger RNA, 522 nt
Organism: Nerophis lumbriciformis (worm pipefish)
Lineage: Eukaryota; Metazoa; Chordata; Actinopteri; Syngnathiformes; Syngnathidae
Source: RefSeq, a predicted model, not a curated record
AUGCCUUCUCGUAUGGUUUCGUUCUCGUGUUCUAUUUUGGAAUCUGGUGAUGUCAUUGGCCACGACAGCCGGGCUUACAUUCAUGAAGAAGAGGAUAUUCAACUGGAUGAAGGGCCCGAGAGGCCCCUGUCCCUGGCCCCGUCCACGCCCAGGCGCUCCCCUUGCCCAGGUCCCUCCUCAUGCCCGGGUCCCUCCUUACGCCCAGAACGCCUGCCCAGGAUUCGUCGCUUUUGCCCCGGGACCAAGGCCUUGAUGGAGAUCCGCAAAUAUCAGAAAAGCACCCGAGUCCUCUUACCACAGGCACCCUUCUUACACCUGUUCCCUGAGGUGUGCCAGACUGUCAUCAGACGUGAACUCAAGUGGCAGGUCUUUGCCCUAAUGGCACUUCAGGAGGCAACCGAAGCACUCUUGGUGUUGCUGUUUGGGGACGCUAACUUGUGCGCCAUCCACGCCAAGCGGGGCACUUUGUUUCCCCAGGACCUCUACUUGGCCCAUAUGAUUCGAUUGUCCAACGCCAUCUGA